AGUCAUUUUGGUUUUCAUUUGUUGUAGCUAUGUAUUUUGUGUUGGCACAGAGUUCAUGUUAGUACAUGCUAUUUCUGGCCUCAUUAUCUGCCAUCUCUCUCCAGCAGUCUUUGCAGCGUUUCAUGAGCAGAGCUCCCUGAAGUUUCCACACAAUCUCAACUAUUCUCGCCGAGCCCAUCAAAACUCGCGCGACCCAAGUGUUUUGAGAGGAACUGGCCACCAAACAGCAGACCGGCGCAACGCUGCGGUUAGCAUGCUACACUGUCGAGGACCGUCUCAGAGCUUAUUUAACGCUAAAUAAUCUUCACACGAUGUCAUGACUACAGCUUUUUUCUGCCUAUCCAAGUGGAGCGAACGCACAGCGGAGACAAUGCGUUCUCGUCGCACUCGGUAAUGAGCGAUUUGUGUCUCAUCUGUUGCGAGAAGACAAACGAGCAGAGCCGCCCGUCGUUGCUAUGGAGAGACUGCUCCUGUCAGGCCGGGGCGGCUAGGCCCGAGCGUCGCCUGCGCUUUGUAGUUGUGUGCGGGACUGGACUGGAGCGCGCCAGCAGCGGAUUACUCCCAGAUUUGAGCUCUAGAGGAUCACUGCAACGGCACUGUUUGCUAGAAGAGAUGAUUGUUUCCAGCUGAAAGCUCAGCUGAUGGUUUCCAGCAUGAGGCCAGAGGUUUUCAGAUUAAAACUUCAUUAAGGUGACAAAAAGGUUGGUUUUGUAUUCUCUGUACUGAAAGAUUGUGAGGACUACAGACCAUGCCUCCAAGGCCUUCUUCUGGAGAAUUAUGGGGCAUCCACUUGAUGCCCCCCAGGAUUCUGGUGGAUUGUCUGUUACCUAACGGCAUGAUCCUGACCCUUGAGUGCCUCCGUGAGGCCACGCUUAUCACCAUCAAGCAUGAACUGUUCAAGGAAGCCAGGAAGUACCCCCUCCACCACCUGUUACAAGAGGAGACCUCCUACAUCUUUGUCAGCGUAACACAGGAGGCUGAGCGGGAAGAGUUUUAUGACGAGACUAGGAGACUCUGUGAUCUCAGGCUCUUCCAGCCUUUCCUAAAAGUCAUCGAACCUGUGGGCAACAGGGAGGAGAAAAUUCUCAACCGAGAAAUUGGUUUUGCAAUUGGUAUGCCUGUGUGUGAGUUUGAUUUGGUGAAGGAUCCUGAAGUGCAGGACUUCAGGAGAAAUAUUCUUAAUGUCUGCAAAGAUGCAGUAGAACUCCGAGAUGCUAAUGGACCCCAUAGUAGAGCAUUAUAUGUUUACCCUCCGAAUGUGGAGUCAUCGCCAGAGCUUCCAAAGCACAUCUUUGGCAAAUUAGACAAAGGUCAAAUCAUUGUGGUCAUCUGGGUGAUUGUGUCACCCAACAAUGACAAGCAGAAAUACACUUUGAAGAUCAACCACGACUGUGUCCCUGAGCAGGUGAUAGCAGAAGCCAUUAGAAAGAAGACGCGAAGCAUGCUGCUAUCUGCUGAGCAGCUGAAGAUGUGUGUGCAGGAGUAUCAGGGCAAAUACAUCCUCAAAGUGUGCGGCUGUGAUGAGUACCUGCUGGAAAAGUACCCCAUCAGUCAGUAUAAGUAUGUGAGGAGUUGCAUUAUGCUGGGAAGAAUGCCAAACCUUAUGCUGAUGUCUAAGGAUAGCCUGUACUCUCAGCUGCCCAUGGACAACUUCACCAUGCCAUCCUACUCACGCCGUAUAUCCACAGCCACGCCAUACAUGAACGGGGAGGCCUCUAGCAAAUCCUUAUGGACCAUCAACAGCACCCUAAGGAUACGUGUCCUCUGUGCCACAUAUGUCAAUGUGAACAUCCGGGAUAUUGAUAAGAUUUAUGUCCGAACAGGGAUCUACCAUGGAGGAGAGCAGAUGUGUGACAACGUAAACACGCAACGCGUGCCCUGUUCAAACCCAAGGUGGAAUGAGUGGCUUACGUAUGACAUGUACAUUCCUGACAUUCCCCGGGCUGCUCGUCUAUGUUUGUCCAUCUGCUCCGUGAAGGGGAGGAAGGGCGCGAAAGAGGAGCACUGUCCACUGGCUUGGGGAAACGUGAACUUGUUUGACUACACGCACACGCUGGUCGCUGGGAAGAUGGCACUGAACCUGUGGCCAGUGCCACACGGCCUGGAAGAUCUCCUUAACCCCAUUGGCGUCACAGGCUCCAACCCUAACAAGGAAACCCCAUGUCUUGAGCUGGAGUUUGACUACUUCAGCAGUCCUGUGAAGUUCCCUGACAUGACCACAAUAGAGGAUCACGCUAAUUGGAUCAUAUCCAGAGAGAUGGGAUACAAUUACUGCCAGUCUGGACAGAGUAGCAGACUGGCUCGUGACCACAUCAUAACAGAUGCUGAUAUUGAGUUGCAGCUGCGGCAACUGGCCAACAGAGACCCACUUUCUGAGAUCACUGAGCAGGAGAAAGACUUCCUGUGGAGGCACAGACAAUAUUGUGUAAAUAUACCUGAGAUCCUUCCUAAGAUUCUGCUUGCAGUAAAAUGGAACUCCAGGGAUGAAGUCGCACAGAUGUAUUGCCUGCUGAAAGACUGGCCUGCAAUAAAACCAGAACAAGCCAUGGAGUUGCUUGACUGCAAUUAUCCAGAUCCGAUGGUUAGAGACUUUGCAGUACGGUGCCUUGAAAAGUAUUUGACUGAUGAUAAACUGUCCCAGUACCUUAUUCAGUUGGUUCAGGUUUUGAAGUAUGAGCAGUAUCUCGACAACCCAUUAGUGCGAUUUCUGCUAAAAAGGGCCUUAACCAACCAGAGGAUUGGACAUUUCUUUUUCUGGCAUUUGAAGUCAGAGAUGCACAACAAAACAGUGAGCCAGCGCUUUGGCCUGCUGCUGGAGUCAUACUGCCGGGCCUGCGGCAUGUACCUGAAGCACCUCAGCAGGCAGGUGGAGGCCAUGGAGAAACUAAUUAACCUCACAGACAUCCUUAAGCAGGAAAAGAAGGAUGAGACCCAGAAGGUGCAGAUGAAGUUUCUGGUGGAGCAAAUGAGGAGGCCAGACUACAUGGAUGCCCUUCAAAGCUUCACCUCCCCACUUAACCCAGCCCACCAGCUGGGGAACUUGAGGCUUGAAGACUGCAGAAUUAUGUCAUCAGCCAAGAGGCCACUGUGGCUCAACUGGGAAAACCCUGACAUAAUGUCGGAGCUUCUCUUCCAGAACAACGAGAUUAUCUUCAAGAACGGUGAUGACUUGAGGCAAGAUAUGUUGACACUUCAGAUCAUUAAAAUAAUGGAGAACAUCUGGCAGAACCAGGGACUCGAUCUCAGAAUGCUUCCCUAUGGCUGCUUAUCCAUUGGGGAUUGUGUGGGUCUGAUUGAAGUUGUGAGGAGCUCUCACACCAUCAUGCAAAUCCAGUGCAAAGGAGGUCUCAAAGGAGCACUACAGUUCAACAGCUCCACACUUCAUCAGUGGCUGAAAGACAAAAACAAGGGAGAGACGUAUGAUAUGGCCAUUGACCUGUUUACACGGUCCUGUGCUGGCUACUGCGUGGCCACCUUCAUUCUGGGCAUCGGUGACAGACAUAACAGUAAUAUCAUGGUGAAGGAUGAUGGACAGCUAUUUCACAUAGAUUUUGGCCACUUCUUGGAUCAUAAGAAGAAGAAGUUUGGGUACAAGCGAGAGCGAGUCCCAUUUGUCUUAACCCAGGACUUUUUAAUAGUGAUUAGCAAAGGAGGAACUCAAGAAUGCACCAAGACGAGGGAGUUUGAGAGGUUCCAGGAGAUGUGCUACAAGGCGUACCUGGCCAUCCGGCAGCAUGCAAACCUGUUUAUCAACCUCUUCUCCAUGAUGCUUGGCUCAGGAAUGCCCGAGUUGCAGUCCUUUGAUGACAUUGCCUACAUCCGUAAGACCCUUGCGCUGGACAAGACGGAGCAGGAGGCUUUGGACUACUUCAUGAAGCAGAUGAACGACGCUCAUCAUGGCGGAUGGACCACCAAGAUGGACUGGAUCUUCCACACCAUCCGACACCAUGCUCAGAACUGACCUGGAGAAGAGCGGAGCCCACUGGAAAGAUCUUGAGCCAGCUAGUGGACCCUUGCCCUGCUGCUUACUGGUCUGUGUAGGCCAGUAUAAGCGUGGCAGUCAGACCUCAUGUACAAAAAUGGGGUGAUGCCCCAACUGACAUUCAGAGCACUAAACAAUCCAGAAUUUGUUUUUGUUCAUUUUCUGUCUAACCCUUUUCUGUGGCAUCCAUACAGAAUAAUACUAACCCUAAUAUUUGUCCAGAAUGGUUGUAUGUUGUAGCCUGUAGUUUUAUACUUUUUUUUUUUUUUUUCCUUUUCUUUUUGGUAUGUUUUUGCUGCUCUUUUACCUGGAGAGACCAUGAUAAUUUAGUUUCAUUUUGAGGAAGGAAAGAAUCCUCAAAAUGGGAAGCGUUCUUUAUUUCUGGAGCGCUUUUCAGGAUGUUCAUGUCUUCCUCCAAGUACUAACGCCUUUAAAAUAUGCAUGGAACCUCUGAGAACUCCUAGACUAAACAGGGUAAGAAUUUUGUCGUUCGGUUUGAGACCUUGCUCUCCAAAACAGACCCCUAAAAGAUGGUUGCUUAGAACAUUAAGCAGAUGUUGUAGAGUUGGCACCUCCUGUGACCUUACAUGAACACUUGGCUCUUGAAAGCUGUUACACUCGAUCACUACAAAGAUUUUUAAUUUUUUUUUUUAAACUCUACUCCUCCACCGUCCUAAAUGAUCACUAGGCCAAAAUGAUAGUCUAUAAAUACCUGGAGAUGUGGUAGGAGGUGUUUAUUAGGAUUAUGAAUUUAAAGAGGAACAAUUUAAUGCUAUUUUUAUGGUUUCGUAGUUAAAUACAAACCAUAAGCCAUUAAACACUAACAGUAAAAUGAGAUCAUUUGUCUCUCUGUUUGAUAUGCAAGUGUCCCUUCUACAUCAUGAUGCAUAAUUUAUUAUUCCAACAGUGAAAAUUCUUACUCCUGUGAAACAUGAGUAGAUUUUUUUUUAGAUUUCCCACUACAUACCAUUCUGGCCCAGCAUAGAUGAGCGGGUGAGAGAAUUGUGCCAGCAGACACACUAGCACUGUAUAGAUAAAG
Messenger RNA from Pygocentrus nattereri (red-bellied piranha), 5021 nucleotides. It is a transcript of the gene pik3ca, whose product is annotated as phosphatidylinositol-4,5-bisphosphate 3-kinase, catalytic subunit alpha. Lineage: Eukaryota; Metazoa; Chordata; Actinopteri; Characiformes; Serrasalmidae. Gene Ontology annotation, cellular component: phosphatidylinositol 3-kinase complex, class IB; phosphatidylinositol 3-kinase complex, class IA; cytoplasm. Gene Ontology annotation, molecular function: 1-phosphatidylinositol-4-phosphate 3-kinase activity; 1-phosphatidylinositol-3-kinase activity. Bases 749 to 3961 code for a protein of 1070 amino acids. The transcript has 22 exons. Gene Ontology annotation, biological process: phosphatidylinositol-mediated signaling; phosphatidylinositol-3-phosphate biosynthetic process; phosphatidylinositol 3-kinase/protein kinase B signal transduction. The record is from RefSeq and is a predicted model, not a curated record.